Messenger RNA from Propithecus coquereli (Coquerel's sifaka), 5916 nucleotides. RefSeq names its product gamma-aminobutyric acid (GABA) A receptor, beta 3 (gene GABRB3). Gene Ontology annotation, molecular function: extracellular ligand-gated monoatomic ion channel activity; GABA-A receptor activity; neurotransmitter receptor activity. The record is from RefSeq and is a predicted model, not a curated record. Gene Ontology annotation, cellular component: membrane; synapse; GABA-A receptor complex. Bases 425 to 1621 code for a protein of 398 amino acids. NCBI's taxonomy places the organism in Eukaryota, Metazoa, Chordata, Mammalia, Primates, Indriidae. Gene Ontology annotation, biological process: monoatomic ion transmembrane transport; regulation of membrane potential; chemical synaptic transmission. The transcript has 10 exons.
GCUCCCGGCCAGCGCGGCGGCGGCGGCGGCAGCAGCAGGAGCAGCCCCGGCUGCGGGUCGCGACGGCGGCGGGGCGCCCCCUCCCCCGUGCCGGGGCGCGGCGGAGGGAUGUGGGGCUUUGCGGGAGGAAGGCUUUUCGGCAUCUUCUCGGCCCCGGUGCUGGUGGCGGUGGUGUGCUGCGCCCAGAGCGUGAACGAUCCCGGGAACAUGUCCUUUGUGAAGGAGACGGUGGACAAGCUGUUGAAAGGCUACGACAUUCGCCUGAGACCCGACUUCGGGGGUCCCCCGGUCUGCGUGGGGAUGAACAUCGACAUCGCCAGCAUCGACAUGGUUUCCGAAGUCAACAUGGCUAUGUGGGACUGCACAGCUGGGAGUCAGCCACUGUGCAGCUAAUGCUCGUAUAGACUCAUCUUUUCCUUUCCGUAUGUUGGAAUUGAAUGAUUAUACCUUAACCAUGUAUUUUCAACAAUAUUGGAGAGAUAAAAGGCUCGCCUAUUCUGGGAUCCCUCUCAACCUCACGCUCGACAAUCGAGUGGCUGACCAGCUAUGGGUGCCCGACACAUAUUUCUUAAAUGACAAAAAGUCAUUUGUGCAUGGAGUGACAGUGAAAAACCGCAUGAUCCGCCUUCACCCUGACGGGACCGUGCUGUACGGGCUCAGAAUCACCACAACCGCAGCGUGCAUGAUGGAUCUGCGGAGAUACCCCCUGGAUGAGCAGAACUGCACUCUGGAAAUCGAAAGCUAUGGCUACACCACAGAUGACAUUGAAUUUUACUGGCGUGGCGGGGACAAGGCUGUCACUGGAGUGGAAAGGAUUGAGCUCCCUCAGUUCUCCAUUGUGGAGCAUCGUCUGGUCUCAAGGAAUGUCGUCUUUGCCACAGGUGCCUAUCCUCGGCUCUCACUGAGCUUUCGGUUGAAGAGAAACAUUGGAUACUUCAUUCUCCAGACCUACAUGCCCUCUAUACUCAUAACGAUUCUCUCGUGGGUGUCCUUCUGGAUCAAUUAUGAUGCAUCUGCUGCUAGAGUUGCCCUCGGGAUCACUACUGUGCUGACGAUGACGACCAUCAACACCCACCUCCGGGAGACCUUGCCCAAAAUCCCCUAUGUCAAAGCCAUUGACAUGUACCUGAUGGGCUGCUUUGUCUUUGUGUUCCUGGCCCUUCUGGAGUACGCCUUUGUCAACUACAUUUUCUUUGGAAGAGGCCCUCAAAGGCAGAAGAAGCUUGCGGAAAAGACAGCCAAGGCGAAGAACGACCGUUCAAAGAGUGAAAGCAACCGGGUGGAUGCACAUGGGAAUAUUCUGUUAACGUCACUGGAGGUUCACAAUGAAAUGAAUGAGGUGGCAGGCGGCGUUGGCGAUACGAGGAAUUCAGCAAUAUCCUUUGACAACUCAGGAAUCCAGUACAGGAAACAGAGCAUGCCUAGGGAAGGGCAUGGGCGAUUCACGGGGGACAGAAGCAUCCCACACAAGAAGACCCAUCUACGGAGGAGGUCUUCGCAGCUCAAAAUUAAAAUCCCUGAUCUAACCGAUGUGAAUGCCAUAGACAGAUGGUCUCGGAUCGUGUUUCCAUUCACUUUUUCUCUUUUCAACUUAGUUUACUGGCUGUACUAUGUUAACUGAGUGACUGUACUUGAUUUUUCAAAGACUUCAUUUAACACUGAGUGAAAUAUUACUCUGCCUGUCAAGUUUUUAUACCUGUACACACACAAACACACACACGCAGACACACACAUAUAUACAUACGCAAUUGUAUAUAUAUGUGAACUUUCUCAGCAUAUAUAUAAAAUACACGUGUAUAUGAGGAUGUAUGUGUAUAUGUUUAUACACACAGGUUGUGAGUACCCAUGUGUAUAUAAAACACAUACACAUACAUAUAUACAUUUUGCAGCUAUGGACAAUUUAACACAGGAUGCAUAUUAAAGAAAGAGUUUUUUCUUUUUUAAUUGAAAGGGACAAGUAUCAUCUAAAUAUUAUGCCUUGAGAAUGAGGGCGUGAAACACAAUAUCAUCCCAAAAUGUGUCUUUUAUUAUCAUUAAGUUAGAUGUUUUAGUUUAAAAAUCAGAAAGACAUUCUUAGUUAAUCUUUGAAAACUCAUACAGUGGUAUUACUAGUUGAAAAUGGGUCACAUACUUCAUAUCCUCUCUUUGAGUUUAGUGAGCAAAGGCAUUUUGGCUGCGCUGGUGAUGGGCUUUGUUUUCAUCAGGCAUACUUUUCCUGGAACGCAUUAGGGGCGAGGUGAGUCGCCGGCAGUGCACUUACCUGCUGUCUUAAACGUAGGUAGAUCCCACAUUGAUGCCUGAAUGACCAUCUUUGAAAACCCAUCAGGAAUGAAUGGCAUCUCAGUGUAAGUACUCUAAUAUACAGUGUGUGUUUUUGUUGUUCAUUUGGAGUGGAUCCAGCUUAACUGUCAUGUGGAAACACAGUGGCACGUUUUGGCAAUGACAUUUCAAUCACCGAAAAUGUGCUCUACAUCUCGUACGGAUUUCUAGGCCUGAUAUCUAACAGAAAGCAUAGACGUCUCAGGUUAUUUGUUACUCUAAGGUAAAACCAUCUAGGAUGAUUUUCCCCCUUGCAGUUAUGUUAUCAAUCAUUCUUAUAACAUUGUAUGUUAAUAGAAAAUAUAUUUGCAUAAUAUGCAUAUAUAUGUAUAUUUACCAAGAUUUUGUUUCUUAUGCUUGCUACCAUGGCAGCAUGCGAUGUCGGAUUUUCCUUUCUGUGAUGUUACUACUUUCUGUUAUCUAGAAAUUAAGAUUGAAGCUAAAACACUUCUAUUGUUCAAUUUCAGAAACUAAAAAACAUCCUCAUGCCUUUAUUUCUGUAUCUGACAUAUUUCAUAAGCACAUCCAACUACUCCUAGACUGACUAGGAUUCUGCAGGAACACAACCCGUACACACCACGCAUCACCCCACAACCCAUGACCGUUCUCUGAGGCAAAGGAAGGCAACCCGACAACACACACAGUCGCUUUGGGUUCCUUCUGAUCCACAGCCUCAUCAGUAUUUGGACUUUUUAAAGCUCGUAGAAACAAGACAAGGUGCACCGGUUUCAUAGACGCAACCUUAACUUACUAUUUAGAUGAGAUCUUUCUAAAGAAAACAAAGAGAUGAUAUAUUUUUUGUAAACAAUAUUUCUAUCACAGGCAUCCAUAAACCGAAAUGACUACAGUUGUGCAAACAGGUGUCACAGUGAAGUUGAGCAUUUGGAGAAAAAAAUAAAAAGCAAAAUAUGCAGGCAGAACUGCGAAAUUAAGACUUUAUCCCAAAAUGCUGCAUAUGCCUCUGCCCCUCUGUUCUAUCCAAAACUAGUGACAGGAGUCUGCCCACCACUCUCAUGGCUGGCACCAGUUUUCCACAUAGGUAGAGGACCACCCUCCCCGAGGGUGCAUGUGGUGUGGACUGUCACCAUGAGCUGACCACUACUUGAUCUUUCUUUGGUGGCCAUAACAACCUUUAGUUCAUGGACAUCUGUAACAGUUCAAAACCCGCCAUCAGAUAAAACAUAAUCCACAAAAUCUCAUGCUAGAGGAAAUUAUUAAUUUUUGUACCCUUCCCUUCCUUCAUUCCUAUCUUUCUCCAACGUCUUCUCUCAGCGUCUUCUCAGCCGCUGCUCUCUCGUUUUGUUUUUAUCUGGAGACUAAGCCAGUGAUUUUUUUUUUUGUCUUUGGCUUUUCUCUGACAAAUAUUUUUCAUGGGUAACAAGGGGGGGAUCCUAAAAGUUAAACAGCUUGGGAAAAACCUUGUAAGUGGCCUUAUCAUUGUUAACAUGUUAAAGAAAAAAAGACAUUUGCAAAGACCUUAUCCCUUUCAAUACUUCAGGUAUCUUUUUCUGUAUCCGGUAAUUCAAGGUGUGAGUUCCACAUGCAGAAGAGGGACCCCAAAAUGCAAAUGAUCAUGGAAAAAAAGCAGUCAAUGGUCUAUUAAGUAUAUAAUUUAUACUAUUCAGAGCUGUGACAUUAAUUCUUUCUGGGAGAAAAGUGAUCUAAAACUUUUCAAUGCAUAGUUGAGGUACCCAAAUAUCAAAGGCAGAGACCCCAUGGGGCUCAGAAGAGCUGCAGUCUACUUCCCAAGGUUUUCUGGAUAUAAAUUUGCAUGGUAUAGUCAUAAUAGCUUUUGAGCUUUUUAUAUGCAUUUGGCACCAAGACUGGGAUCCACAACUUUGUAGACACUGCGAUGAAGUUAACAUAAUAGCUAUACUAUAAAUAGUGUUUGUAACUACACACACACACACACACACACACACACACAUACACACACAAAUACAUACAUAUAUUCUGUAAAAAAGAAAAACUUUUUAAGAUCCUUGGGUAUGUGUUUGCUUUACUCCAUUUCAGAAGAAAAUUACUUUUCUUCUAAUAAAAUUAUUUUAUAGCUUCUCCAUUUUUAAAAGUUAUGAGAAGUAUUGAGAAGAGAACUCUGUGCUAACAGAAGAGAGUUGAAUGUGAUUCUCUGUUCUGUUAAAAUGAUCUCUCAUCACUUCACAGUAGCUAUUCGAGCCAGUGAGUGAGCCUUGCUGAGGAAUCCUAACCUGAACCUGUGACAUUAUUACGAGGUGGCUGUUACCUGCACCCUGACCUCUCGAGUAAGCAGAGAAGAGUUUAAUUGGAAAUAUGAUGAGAUUUCUUUCUCAACAACUGAAAGUAAUAAAAAGUUCAUUUUUCUAAGUAGUUCUGUCUUUCCAAAAUGCUUCAUGGGGGCUCAAACUGUACAGAAGAAUUUUAUUAUGACAGUUUGUUAUUACCCGGGUUCAGAUAUGCUUGAGACAAUUCAAGAGCCCUAGUACAUAACUCCCUACAGAGAAGGACUGAUAAAAUUUGAGCAGUCUUUAAAACAAGUGAUAUUCUUCCUAUUCACCAACCCCAGGACUGUAGAGGGGUUUCACUGUCUAUACCAUGACACAUUCGUUUCUCCUUGAAUCUCAAAUGAACUAGAAAGUACGUCUUGAUAAUAUUCCCUUUAAGUUUGAAGGUCCGUGUACAUCUGCAAUAUCAUGUGUUUUUAAUGCCAGCACCCAGAACUUUGACAUGUUCACCCACUCCCAUCAAAAGCAUUUUUCUUCUGUCCACGCAUGGAAUUGACAUUCUUACCAAGGAGAUCAUCUCGAGAGUGAUGCCCAACAAGUUUGGGAUUGGUCCUCAGGGGGACAGGCACAUUGCACUUGUAGAUGUUCAUUUCCAAAAUCGAGUAGCUAAUUAAUCCCUUGGUGUUUGUCCCACAACAGUGUGUUCUAAAAAGAGAAUGUGUCCACUUUUGACUCUCCUGGCUUGAAAGUAUAAACCAUUCCAUAAUUCUCACUUUAACUCUCCACCUGAAAACCAGUUCAUAUUCCUGGCCAUCUUAUGUAAGCAAAACUAAACAAUUGGUGACACGUUUUGUUACUCUUGGAAUGAACUCUGGCUCUCAUCUUAGUGUGAGCCAUCAGUCAGAGUAACAUUGACUCUUGGGGCAAAGACCUGCCCAGGUGGAUUAAAUUCUUCCAGGGCACUAGCUGGUGUGCCUUGGAUUGAUUACCUCUCCUACUGAAUUGAAAGGUGCCAUGUUUUCCUGAAAUACUAAAUUCCCAGCACCUGGGUAAACAGUGACCUCCCAGAGAGUGGCUCACACGUGCCUCUCCCUAGGACCCGCCCCGUGAACAUGUCUUGUCAUUCUCGUCUCAUGUUUCUACUUCACAAGUCAGUGAGUGUGUUUGAGGUAAGUACAGGAUAAUUCUAGUAGGAAUAGGCGAUCGCUGUCAUGAACAAUUCCCAUGUUGAUUUCAUUUUAUUGUAAAGAUAAAUUUAAACUCAGUUUUGCUUAAGCACAUUGAUGUAAUUUUUUGGUAUUAUUUGACAUGAAAAAAACAGCAAAAUUGAGUGAUAGAUACAAUAUGAAACUUGUUGAUGAAUGGAUUCAAAUUUAUUAAAAAAGGACUAACUGAC